This is a messenger RNA of Lolium perenne, 2230 nucleotides long. The record is from RefSeq and is a predicted model, not a curated record. NCBI's taxonomy places the organism in Eukaryota, Viridiplantae, Streptophyta, Magnoliopsida, Poales, Poaceae.
CCAUAGCCCCGUCCGUCCUCCUUCUCCCAACCCCCGGCUCCCCAAUUUCUCUCCUCACCUCGGCCGCGCACAGAGCACCCACACCGGUGCCGGCGGCGCCCUUCACCGCCAGCGAUUGCGACAUACGUGGUCCUCUAACACCCUCCCGGCGCGAUCCCUGCACUGAAUCGCGUCGCCGCAGUCUGGAUCGAAGCCGCCGCCGCAAACCCUAGCCGUCGCCGCUCGAUUCCUCUCCGACAUCGACAUCGACAUCGACAUCGGCGAGGGCGGCCCGGAGGAGAGAUCUAGGGCCGCGUUGCGUAGGCCGGAUUUCCAAAUGAUCACGGAGAAGAGUUAGCUACAAGGCACCAGGGCAUGUCAUCCCCUCUUCAAUUUGUUCAAGUUUUGAUUUAUGAGGCCGUCAUGCUACUGUAGUUGAGUUCUGAUCCCUGCAACUGCUGAAUUUGUAAUAAGUAGGAUGUCUGCAAAGGUGUCAAGGCUUCCGGAAGUUAAUUCUGCUAGGAUGGCUGAUUGGGCUAAUCUUCAGACUGAUAUUGUUGGUACAAUCAUAAGGAAGCUUGCCAUCCCUGACUAUAUCAGAUUCCGUGCCGUAUGCACCUCGUGGAACCGUGUCUGUGCCUGCAGGGAUGUAUCCAACAAUCCAAGGGUAGACCCAUGGCUGAUGCUCCCCACAAAGAUGCUCGAGGAUGCUAAAUUUUUCAGCAUACCUGAAAGAAAGAAUGAAACCAUACGCAUCCUGAGUAUUGCCACGAUCUGUGGCUCCGCGUGGACUCCUGUUGGUUCCUCCAAUGGUUGGCUUGUCUUCUUCAACCCGACUCUGGGAACCAUCCAGCUGGUUAAUCCAAUCAGCAGCGCUCAGUUCCAACUCCCCCCAGUUGGAUGCAAGCUGUUCUCCAAAGCCGUGUUGCUUGACAUGAGUGAGAGUAACUUCAGCGUUGCUGUCAUCUAUGGCGACCAAAAAGGAUACAAAGUGACAUGCAAAGGAAGCAAAGGCUGGUCAUCUGUUGAUUCAAAACACGUCCUGAUAGAUGUCUUCAAGCACAGAAGUCAACUUUACACCAUUGACAUAUAUGGUACGGUCGAGCUGUGGGCAGAGCCACCCAGUGCAUGGCCGGAUGAGGAUGGCUUGCUGGUGGAUCCAAAUCUGCAUCACAACUUUGCGCUGGAUGAGGACGACCCGAUAUGGGAUCAAUAUGUGUAUGACAACUGGAUGGAGGACCAGCCGGAUGAGGAUGGCCCGGAUGAGGACGGCCCGGAUGAGGAUGGCUUGCUGUUGGGUCCAAAUCUGCAUCACAACUUCGCGCCGGAUGAGGAUGACCUGAUGGGGGGCCCAUAUCUGCAUGACAACUUCGAGCUGGACGAGGAGGGCCCGCUGGUGUAUCCAAAUCUGCAUCACAACUUCGGCCCGGAUGAGGAUGACCCGAUGGGUAUUCCAUAUCUGUAUGACGACUUGGAGCUGGUGGAUCCGCUGGUGGAUCCAAAUCAAUUAAACUGUCUGGUGGAGACCCCAGCUGGUGAUCUCAUGAAGGUUAAGCGUCAAUCUGAGAGCAAGUUUGUGGUGUGGAUCCUGAACAAGGGGACAUCUUCCUUCGAGAGGACUAAUGACAUUGGGGAAUUCGGGCUGUUUGUCAGCCGCUACAGCUCGUUCUGUCUCCUCGCUAAGGACCAUCCGAACGUGAAGUCGAACCACGUCUACUUCAUCGACAGCUACAUGAACCUGUGCGCGUUCAACCUCGAGCAUGGGACCAAGGAACUCGUGGAAGCCCUCGAAACACUCGGUGCGCAGAAUCAGCAAGACAUGUACUUGCAGGGGCGCCCAGGAGUACAUUCAUUCUUAUGGUUCACCCCUUCACUGAAAUGAGGGAACGCGUGCAAAGGUACAUAUAGCCCCUUGGAACUUUUGUGGCGAAACCAGCUGCCUGAACUUGAACAGCUCAUCGGUUGCAUUGUAUGGUAUAUGCAGCUUGCCUGUGCUGUUAUACCCCCUCCGUCCUAAAAUAGUUAUCUUAGUUUUGACAAAAUUUGGAUGUAUCUCUAAAUUUUGUCAAAUUUUAGACAAGUUGGCAUAUCCAGAUUUGCCGUUUUAUCAACAGUUCAUCAGGGUGACUAUAAUCUGUAGUUUUUGAGAUCUUGUUCAGACUUGACUUUGAGUCACUGAUAUGUAUUGCUCAUAGAACUUAUAGGUCCGUCGGUCCGUGCCUGGUAACUCGGAAAAGCUUCGAGCCACAUA